Molecule: messenger RNA, 3139 nt
Organism: Hyalella azteca
Lineage: Eukaryota; Metazoa; Arthropoda; Malacostraca; Amphipoda; Hyalellidae
Product: thimet oligopeptidase
Exons: 13
Coding region: 88-2082 (664 amino acids)
Biological process (GO): proteolysis; peptide metabolic process
Cellular component (GO): mitochondrial intermembrane space
Molecular function (GO): metalloendopeptidase activity
Source: RefSeq, a predicted model, not a curated record
UGCAUUAAAUCUUGAAAGGGAAUAAUUGAUUAAAGUGCAAAUCUUUUUAUUUUUCAGAUAAUUUAUUCAGGUCGCACUUUAGUCAGUAUGGCUGUGCCGAAGGGAGUUAUUGGUAAUUGGGAUUUGACCAAAUGUACCCCGGCACAAAUAGAGGAAGAUACAAAAAAUCUCAUUGCUGACUUAACAAAAAUUGCAGACCAAGUUGGUUCUGUCCCUUUGGACAAGGCUGACUAUGAAAAAAUUGCAAAGCCUUUAGAGGAACUACAACGUGUGUUUAGGACGCGUGGAGCCGUACUGGACAUGCCUCAGCACUGUGUUGCUGACAAGUUGGUCAGAGAUGCAUCUUCAAAAGCAGAGGAAAAAAUGGAAGAAUUUGAUGUUGCUCUCAACAUGAGGAGCGAUAUAUUUGAGCGGCUCCUGCAGGUGCAAAAAAGUGAUCUGGCAAGUCUUCGGGCUGAACAGAAACGAUUCGUUGAGAAACUCAUUGUUAAAGGGAAAAGAUAUGGAUUGCAUUUAUCACCUGAAAUUCAGACUAAAAUCAAGGAGCUUAAAACUAAGGAGUCUGAACUGAGUAUAAAAUUCAGUUCAAAUCUAAAUGAGGAUGACACUAAGUUGUACUUCAAGAAGGAGGACCUUGUUGGACUGCCUGAAGAUCUUAUCAAAGAGUUUCCAGAGGGUGAAGAUGGACUGCUGGAGGUCACCAUCAAAUACAAUCACCUAUUCCCUGUGAUGAAGAAGUGUAGAUUGCCUGAGACUCGCAAAGCCAUGAUCACCGCUGCUAAUCAGAAGUGCAUGUCAAACAACACGCCGCUGCUGGAAGAGCUUGUGAGAAUUCGCCAUGAGGCAGCACAGCUUCUUGGCUUCCCAACACACGCAGCCUUCAUACUCAGUGACCGCAUGGCCAAGACCACUGAAGCUGUGGCUGACUUCCUCACAGAUCUGCAUGCCAAACUGGAACCGCUUGCUCUCAAGGAGAGAGAUGUGAUGCUUCAACUCAAACAAGAAGAGUUCACUGAGCUCGGUAUGAAGUUUGAGGGAGAGCUGGAGCUCUGGGACAUGCGCUACUACAUGGACAUGGUCGAGAAGAAGAAAUAUGCCGUCGAUCACACCAUUCUGCGCGAAUACUUCCCGCUCGAGCGCGUGCUGAGUGGCAUGUUUGAGAUCUACCAGAAGCUGCUGAGCGUCUCGUUCACCAAGGUUGAUGACGCUGCUGUCUGGCAUCAGGACGUCUCUAUGUAUUCAGUGAGUGACGCUGAAACAGCAGACUUGCUCGGUUACUUUUUCUUAGACCUGCACCCUCGCCCUGGGAAGUACAGCCAUGCCGCCGUCUUCCCGCUCCAGCCAACUUGUCGGCCCGAGCCCAACUCUGAACGCCAGGUCUCAGUAUGCGCCAUGCUGUGCAACUUCAGCAAACCGAGUGCCGAGAAGCCGGCGCUGCUGGAGCACUCCGAGGUCGAGACUUUAUUCCACGAGUUUGGCCACGUGAUGCACAACGUAUGCAGUCGUGUUGACAUCGCCAUGUUCUGCGGCACCGCUGUAGCUCGUGACUUCGUCGAGGCUCCGUCACAGAUGCUCGAAAAUUGGGUUUGGCACAAGGAGCCUCUUGCGCUCAUGAGCGCCCAUUACAAGACAGGAGAAGCAAUUCCUGACGAGCUACUGCAGAAGUUGGCCACCUCCCGUAAAGCUAACGCCGGGCUCGUUAACAUGAGGCAGAUUGCCCUCGCUACAUUCGACCAGGAAAUCCAUUCACGAGAGAGUGUAGACACGGCAGCUCUGUUCGCUGAAUUACACAAGAAAAUUACUGGAUUUGCUGUUGUUCCAAACACCAACAUGCCUGCUAGCUUCGGUCAUGUCGGAGGAGGCUACGACGCUCAGUAUUAUGGAUAUCUCUGGUCCGAGGUGUUCAGCAUGGACAUGUUCGACACCAAGUUCGCUGGUAAGGUGCUGGAUGCGAGCGUCGGCAAGCAGUACCGUCGCCUGAUCCUGGAGCGCGGUAACACCGUCGAUGCCAUGGACAUGCUGGUAGAGUUUCUCGGCAGGCAGCCCAACAACGCAGCUUUUCUCAAGAGCAAGGGACUCUGAUGAUGCUGCAUUGCCAGUUCGUGCUAUUAACAAAUUACCAGCUGGGCAGGAUUAUCAUAACUUCGUAACUUUUUAUACUUGUGCACAAAAAGACACGUGCACACCCUAGUUUGAUGAUAUUGCUCAUGAUAUUGCCAGUGAAGUUGUGAGUGCAGACCUGUGAUUUUCGUGUAGUUCUUUUCAUUAUUUAUAUAAUUUUGGGGUUUUAAGUUGAAAGAAUAGUUUUUGUGUGUAUCUCUCGUUAGCCAGCGUUCAGUUUUUUGAUUUGGUCCACCGUGAAUCGUUAUAAAAGUUGGCAGUUGUGUCUUGUGAACGCAUUGUUACUGCUUACUUUUGGUAAUAAUUGCAGAUAUAUUAGGAAAUGGUGUCCAUGAAACUGUCGAAUAUUUCGAUGCUGCCUUGAAAUUGAAAUUUGAUUCACUCGGCUGGUGUGCAGCUUUUCAGUUCAUGAAAUUGUUUGCCGUUAGUGAAAUUAUAUGCCAUUUGAAGAAGAUCGGCUCGAAUUAUGAAUAUCUUCAUUUGCAUCUCGAUAAGCAGAAGUAUCUGUAAGCUAAUCCAGAUACUCGGUAAGCUAAUAUCUACAUAAGUGGCAAGUUUGGCCUGAUGAUUUAGCUCACAUUUCCUUUUUUUUUUGUGGGAGUACAUGCCUAAUUGAAAUAAGAGUGUGUUUCAGGAUCGCAAUCAAGAUCUCUACGGUCUCAUCUUUGGUCUUCAUUGUGGUGUACGAUAUUUUGAUUAUUUCAUUGUGAUGAGUUUUAGGAAAUUUUCCAUGCUGUUAUUUAACGAAUAAUGCUUUAAUUGCCAACUAGAAUGCAAAUUUCUCCAUGUUCCCAGCUAUUUCAAAAGCUCUUAUCUCUGGUGCAAGUCAAGUAACAACGUAGAAGUGCGUCAUUCAUUCAAUGGAUUAGAAAACAAAUGAUUCCCAUUCUUUCUGUAAAUUUUUGAGUGUUAUUUGUGCAUCUUCGUUUCAAUUGACUUAAUAUAAGGACCACGUGUGUGGAUAUGUGUGAUUUGGGUUAACUCUAAGCUAGUAUGAUUCUUGAAAAGGUAGCUACAA